Molecule: messenger RNA, 1902 nt
Organism: Acanthisitta chloris (rifleman)
Lineage: Eukaryota; Metazoa; Chordata; Aves; Passeriformes; Acanthisittidae
Gene: SEL1L
Product: sel-1 suppressor of lin-12-like (C. elegans)
Exons: 16
Biological process (GO): ERAD pathway
Cellular component (GO): endoplasmic reticulum membrane
Molecular function (GO): protein binding
Source: RefSeq, a predicted model, not a curated record
AGCAUAUCAAUAUCUUCUGAAAGCAGCUGACAUGAAUCAUACCAAAGCCAUGGAGAAAGUGUCUUAUGCUUUGUUGUUUGGGGAUUACCUGAAGCAGAACAUCCAGUCAUCAAAGGAACUAUUUGAAAAACUCACAGAAGAGGGUUCUCCUAAAGGACAAAUGGCUCUUGGAUUUCUAUAUGCAUCUGGUCUAGGAGUCAAUUCUAGUCAAGCUAAGGCCCUGGUGUAUUACACUUUUGGAGCUUUAGGAGGAAAUCUGAUCGCUCAUAUGAUCUUGGGUUACAGGUACUGGGCUGGAAUAGGAGUCCUUCAGAGCUGUGAAUCUGCUCUCACGCAUUACCGACUUGUAGCUAAUCACGUUGCUAGUGACAUUUCUUUGACUGGUGGCACAGUGGUUCAGCGAAUUCGCUUAGCAGAUGAAGUAGAAAAUCCAGGAAUGGCAAGUGGUAUGCUAGAAGAAGACUUGAUUCAGUACUACCAGUUUUUAGCAGAGAAAGGAGAUGUACAAGCACAGGUUGGCCUUGGACAGUUGCACUUGCAUGGAGGAAGAGGAGUAGAGCAAAAUCAUCAGCGAGCAUUUGAGUACUUCAAUCAAGCAGCUAAUGCUGGCAAUUCACAUGCUAUGGCCUUUCUAGGAAAGAUGUACUCAGAAGGAAGUGAUGUUGUACCUCAGAGCAAUGAAACAGCUCUUCAGUAUUUCAAGAAAGCUGCUGAUAUGGGUAAUCCGGUUGGACAGAGCGGAUUAGGAAUGGCUUACCUCUACGGAAGAGGUGUUCCAGUGAACUAUGAGUUAGCACUGAAGUACUUCCAGAAGGCUGCAGAACAGGGAUGGGUUGAUGGACAACUUCAACUAGGUUCCAUGUAUUACAAUGGUAUUGGAGUCAAGAGAGACUAUAAACAAGCUUUGAAAUAUUUUAACUUGGCCUCUCAGGGUGGCCACAUUCUGGCUUUUUAUAAUCUGGCUCAGAUGCAUGCAACUGGCACCGGAGUGAUGCGAUCCUGUCAUACUGCUGUUGAGUUGUUUAAGAACGUAUGUGAACGGGGCCGUUGGUCUGAAAGACUGAUGACUGCUUACAACAGCUAUAAAGAUGGUGAUUCAAAUUCUGCUGUGGUUCAGUAUCUUCUUCUGGCAGAACAAGGAUAUGAAGUUGCACAAAGCAACGCUGCUUUCAUACUUGAUCAGAAAGAAGCUAGCAUAGUAGGAGAAAAUGAAACCUAUCCUCGAGCUUUGCUUCACUGGAAUAGAGCAGCUUCUCAAGGAUAUACUGUUGCAAGAAUUAAACUUGGGGAUUACCAUUUUUAUGGGUUUGGUACUGAUGUUGAUUAUGAAACUGCAUUUAUUCACUAUCGACUGGCAUCAGAGCAGCAGCACAGUGCUCAAGCAAUGUUUAACCUGGGCUACAUGCAUGAGAAGGGAUUGGGCAUCAAGCAGGAUAUUCAUCUUGCUAAACGGUUCUAUGACAUGGCAGCUGAAGCAAGCCCAGAUGCUCAGGUUCCAGUCUUCCUAGCACUUUGCAAGCUUGGAGUGAUUUAUUCCUUGCAGUAUGUAAGAGAAAUCAAUAUAAGGGAGGUAUUCUCACAUAUUGAUAUGGACCAGCUGCUGGGGCCUGAGUGGGACCUUUACCUUAUGACUAUCAUCGCCUUGCUACUGGGAACAAUUAUAGCUUACAGACAAAGGCAACAUCAAGCAAUUCCCAGACCAGCAGGACUGCGGCCAGCUAUGCCUCAACAAGAGCCACCACCAGAGCAUCAACCACCACAAUAGCAACAAAAGCCUCACUGAAAGAACUGGAUUUUUCCAAAAGGAACAAUUUUCAUUGUGAUUUAGGACUUUGGAUCAACAGUCCCUCCCCCAAAAGAGGCACAAGGAAGUGAUAAAAAAAAAAAGUUUGAAAGCUGCUU